Messenger RNA from Nematostella vectensis (starlet sea anemone), 10263 nucleotides. RefSeq names its product major antigen. Bases 325 to 8946 code for a protein of 2873 amino acids. NCBI's taxonomy places the organism in Eukaryota, Metazoa, Cnidaria, Anthozoa, Actiniaria, Edwardsiidae. The record is from RefSeq and is a predicted model, not a curated record. The transcript has 14 exons.
CUGGAGCAUAUCGACGAUGGAAUAAUUAGUCUUUACGACGCGAGACUUCUUUAUUCCGGCUCACUCGCUGGGGAAUGAGGCUCGGGGUUGCUCUUGCAGUCAGGUUCAAAAAUCUUUGAAACUAGGCAGAAGCGACUUGAAGUGCGGAUAACUUAGUUCCAGAAACUACAGCUUCACAUCGAAAGCCUAGAGCAGCAGAAGCGAAGAAACGAGGAGCAGUUUCGCACUGCACGCCGGGAAAACAGACGCCUCCAAGAAGAGACAAACGCGGCAAAGAGACAGAUAAGCGAGCGGGACUGGCGCCUAGAGGCCUUAGACCGCGACAUGGAUAGCAAAUCACGUGAGAUUGCGCAACUGCGCAAGGACAAGCUCCAGUUGGAGCGGGAAAACCAGGAAUUGAAGAGCGAGCUCAAGUCGCACCACGAGGCUUUUGACAUUCGCAAACUUCAGGGUAAAGGUGACGACGAGUACACGGUCACACGCGAUGAGAUGCUCAAAGUCGAGAAGAGCUACAACCAGAUGGCGGCGGAGAAGGAGGAGCUGCACAAUGACUACAUCGAGAUGCAGCGCAAGCUGGAGGAGCUCUGGCAGGAUAAUGAGAAGUACAAGAAAGAGAUCGAGUCUCAAAAGAAGACGAACCAACUGAUGAAAGCCAAGUACGACGCUCAGGUCGAUGGCUUGAACAAGCAGAAAAUCGAUCUUAAGAACACGGUCGAGAAGCUUCGAGCGGAACUCAAGAAGAGCAAGGAAAGAAUUGGCGGACUGGAGGGGGAUGUCAAGGAGAACCAGAACAGGGCCAACGCCCUUCAGCAAGAGGUUAAUUCCAAGAAUGAGCACAUCGACAAGCUUCAAGACCGCAUCAUGAGCUUGGAAGCUAUCAUCGAUGGGCUGCGUCAGGAUCUGUCCAAGAGCCAGACCAGCCUUGAGAUCUCCGUCAAGCAGAGGGACAAUCUACAGCACGAGCUCGCGUCCGCGAACAAGAACAUCGAGGACCUGCAGGAGGCUUUGGAGGCGAUGCGCGCCAAGAAGGAUGAUCUACAGAAUGAGGUGUUCCUUCUGAAGCGAAAGCUGAACAACUCUGAAGACGCUUACCAGAAGGCUCAGGACAAGAUCAGCAACAUGCAGCAAAGCGAGCGUGCGUACAAGCAGAAGAUCGCUGACCUAGAGGCUGAGCUCGCGGCCGCACGUAACCAGAUCAUCCAACUCGAAAACGAACUCAAGUUGGCUCGUUCCCAGCCUCCCGAGAACAAGUAUGAUGUCAUCACGGUUCAGAAUGUCGAGUCCGUCGAGGCCGGACCACCUGGGGACUGGGGAGUGGACCCGCAAGAGAUCGAGCUGCUAAACCAAGACAAGCUCAUGCUGCAACAGAAGGUCUCUGAGCUAGAAACCAUUGUCCAUCGUUACGAGAUCGAGAACGCUGACCUUGACAGUAAGACGCGCAACUCCAAGGGACACCAAACCAAGCUUGAGUGCCAGGUUGAGAGUUUGACGAAGCAGAAGGCGAGUCUGACGGCGGAGCUCGAGGCUGAACGCGCCAACAUGCUGCGCAUGAAGACCGAUAUGUCGAACCUUCAGGCGCGUCUGAACCCUGCGGAGAAAGCCCUAGAACAGUCGCGCAAGGAGGGAGCCAAGAAAGACAAGACCAUCGAAGACCUGAAGAACAAGAACUCGGAACUGGAACAGAACGUACAAAACCUGAACAAUGAGAUCAUCAAGCUGGAGGCGAAGCUCGAGGCCUUGCAGCUUGAGAACAACAAACUCCACGAGGACUCGCUUGAGGUGAAGCGUACGAUCGGCGACCUGGAGAGCGAUUACAAGAUGAGCAUGGACGAGAAGGACAACGCGCAUAACGAGGCCAAAAACACGGCAAAGAGGGUAUUCGAACUGGAGUCUAAGCUUGCGCAGUCCGAACAGGCGCGGAACGACCUUCAAGCCCAGGUCCACUCGCUUCAACAGAAGCUCAACAGCCUGGAGGACGAGUUGGACCGUUCGCAGAAGGAGCGCGCUCUUUACGAGAGCGAGGCUAACGACUUGAACCAGACGAGCAUGAAGCAUCGUGACGACGCCACCAGCACACGCAAACAGGUGAUGGAGCUCCAGGGAGUGAUUGACAGCUUACGAAGCUCCAUUGCCGAGAAGGACGAGACAAUCGACCAUCUUAGGAACAAGGUUAGGGAUCUUAACGAAGACAUCGACGAAGCAAAGACAGACCUGGCUGAAGCAGAGGCGAAGUACAACGCCCGGGAAGACGAUCUGAAGAACCUUCAGCGUAAGGUGGACUCUCAAGACGCCGAGAUCGAGCACUUGAACGCUCUGCUGGAACGCACUACCAAGGAGCGCAAUGAUGCCGAGGUCCAAAUCGCAGGUCUUUUGGAGAAACUCAAGAACCUUGAGGGUCUGAGGCGUGAGAUUAAGGUGGAGAGCGCACCUCUGUCUUUGAGUGCCAACUUCGGUCAACGCUCCCCUGAGCUAGAAAAAGAGUUAUCCGCCCUUCGUCAGAAGGUACACAAGCUCGAGAAGGAUAACGAGGCUCAGCGAAACAACAUCGCACGUCUGGAGAGUGACAUGCAAGACAAGGAAGACCAGAUUGACGCCUUGAAUAGAGAGCUGGAUGGCAAGGGUACGAGUGAUGCUGACCUGAGAAAGGAGGUGAUUGAGCUGAGGACGAAGAACAAGACGCUUGAACGAGAUGUCGAUGAACUUCUUGAUGAUAAGAAGGACUUACAAGAAGAGCUGGCGGAUCUUAGGCCAAAGGUCGAGAAACUGCAGACCCAGCUGGAUGCGACCACGACACAAAGGGACGACCUAAAGAACGCUCUCGCUGAUGCCAAUAACACCAUCCUUAAGCUGAAGGAGGAAUUGAACAACGCGGAGAUGAGGGCUUCGCAGCAAGAGAAGGCGAACAGCAGUCUCGGAAAACUCGUGAAGAAGCACGAGAACACGAUCGCUGACCUUAUGCAGCAGCUGAAGGAAGCCGAGGCAGAUGUAGAGUCUCUAAGACGCGAGCUUGUCUCUGUCAACGCAAAGAAUGAUCUGUUGAACCAAGAGAAGAAAGAUCUUGUGAAGAAGAUCAAUGACCUGAAAAAGAGGAUCACUGAGCUGGAAUUAAUUAUAAACACGCUCAAGGACGAAAAAGAAGCGUUGGAGCAAGACGUCAACUCGAUGUCUUAUAAGAUCAGCAAUCUGGAAACCAAGGUCAAGAACUUGGAGAAAGAGAAGGCGUUUUACCAGAAGGAGAGCGAGGAAUUGGAAGCAAAGAACCGUAGAAUGAAGAACGAGAUCCUGCAGCUUCAGAACCAGCUCAAGGACAAAGAACGCAUGUGCGAGAACCUAGCAGCAGAGGCCAAGCAACUUGAGGCUUCUAAUAACGCGUUAAAGAGGGACAAGAAAGCGCUAGAAGACGAGAUCAAUCUGCUCAAGAUGCAGCUCGAAUCCAGCAAACACGCCAACGAAGUCAGCCAGGAAAGGAUCAGGGAACUUCUAGCGCAGCUCGAGAGAGCUUCGAUGCAAGUAGCCGCCCCUGUCAGUGUGAGCGUUGUAGAAUCCGCCCCGACAAUGAUGUUUGAAGAGCCGCUGCAGUCAGAGCCUGAUGAUCGCAUUUACGAGCUGGAAGCGCUGUUGAAAGCAAGCAAGGAACGGGAGGCAGCGCUUAGGCAGGAACUUAACGGCUACAACGCCAAACUGAACAAGCUUGAGGCUGAGAACCAGUAUUUGAAUGAACGCUUGAUCGAAAUCCAACACGACAAUGCUGUUCUUGAGAGGAAGCUUCGCGAGGCAGAACAAGCUUUGAGCAAAGCCAAUCUCGAAAAGGAAGAGUUGAAAAAGCAAAUCAAUGACUUGAGCUCUAGGGUCACCGCGCUCGAGAAUCAGACCGAGGAAGAUGCCGUUGAGAAGAAAUCGCUAAAGAAUCAACUUGAUAAGGUGAACAAGAGGGUGACUGAGCACCAGGAUGAGCUUAUGAAUCUGGAUCAGUCUCUAGUGGAACACAAGAUCGCUGUUGAUGCACACACCAAGGAGAAGACCCAGAGAGAGGCACUGUUAGAUAAGCUGAGAGCCACAAAAGACUACUUGGAAGAACAGAAUGAAUCUCUAAAGGCAAGUUUGGAUGCGGCGCGAGAUUCAAACGACCUUCUCAAAGCUGAUCAAUCAAAGCUGCUGAAGGAAAUCGCGGACUUGAAGAACGAUAAGAAUCAGCUGAAGCAAGCCAAUCAGAAGCUUGGGCACGAUAGGGAGCGCGCCGUGGAGGACGCCAAGGACGCUUUUGCUAAGAUUAAAGAUCUCGAGAAGCAGCUUGAAGAUGCGAUCGAGAAGCGAAAACAUGCCGAGCAAGAAAGUGAUGAGCUUGAAGCGGAUUUGCAAAAACUGAAGGACGAGCUUGCGAGUACAAAGCGACACAUUGCAGACCUUCAAGACAAACACGAGGCACUCAAAGAUGAGCUUGACAAGACAGAGGAUGAAAAUGAUGCGCUUAGAGACAAGAAGAAGGAGUUGGAGGCGGAGAUCGAGGAGCUGAAGAGAAAACUUGCCGAGUCGGAGUUAAACAUCCCGAUCCAGCAACCGAUAGUCGAAGCUCAGAAUGUACAGAUCGUACAGUCUAGCCCAGAUUUUGAUUUCGGCGAUUCAGACGAACUCAGGCGUCUACAGGAAGAUAACAUCAGCCUCAGACACAAGAACAGCGAGCUUGAAGCUGAAAGCAAGUUGGCUGACGAUAAGAGAAAGGACCUCAAUGACCAGCUGGUCGGAUGCCAUGGAAAGAUCUCCAAGCUCGAGUCGCAGCUGAAUGUUGCCAAUCAAAGGAAGUUUGAGCUUGAGAAAGCAUUGGAUGAGGCUAACAAAGAGCUGAAGCCCUUGAGUGAUAAGUACGACCGGGCAUCUCGAGACCUUGAUAUCUUACAGAAGACAUUGGAUGAUACCCAGAGCAGGCUGGCCAACGCCGAGAUGACUCUUGAUGCAGAAACAAGCAAGAAGAAACAGCUUCAGGAAGACCUUGAUGAUGCUAUGGAGGAUCUUCAUGAAAAAGAUACAGAGCUAAACAAGACCAAACGAAAGCUUCAAGAGCUACAAGCCAUCCUUGAGAGCGGCAACGGUGACUCGAACCACAAGGAUGAGCUCAUUGAGAACUUGAAAAAGGAAAUUGAGAGUCAAGAGAAGGAGAUAAAAAAGCUCCGAAGGGACGUGCUGUCCGCGCAGAAUUCUUUAGAUCAGAGCAUGCAGAAGAGAGACGAGCUCGACAAGGCACUAUUUGUUGCGAAGCAGCAGCUAUCCGAUGACGAGCUGACGAUUGGCAACCUCCAGCAGGAAAAUGAGUUCCUGAAUGAGAGUCUCAAGGACACUCACGAGCGUAAUGUCGAGCUUGAGCACGAACUGGCGAAAGCAAGGAAAGAAUGUGCCUCCCUUAGGUCUCAACUGGAUGAAAACAACAUUCGCAUGAGGAAGGCCACUGAAGAAGCCGACAUCUUGCAGAGACGGGUGACGGAGUUGCAGGCCCUGAUUGAUGCGUUAAAUAAAGAUAUUCUUGAUCGCGAUACAAUCAUUAAUCAGCUCCGAUCAGGAAGCAGCAACGUCGGCGACGAGAUAAACGCUUUGAAGAAGAAGGUGGCUAAGUACAGAGAUGACUACCAGAAGAGCCAAGACGAGGUUGCAAUGCUACAGCUCAAGCUGCGUGAAAGGAAUGUCAGUGUGGUGCCGAGCGAGAGUAGGAUUACAAUCUUCCAGCAAGACAACGAGAAACUCAAGAACGAGCUGGCAAAUGCCCAAGCGAUGGCUGCUGACCAGAAGGCAAACUACCAGAACGCACAGAGGGAGAUCGAAAGGCUCCAACUAGAGCUUGUUACUGCUACACAAAAACUAAACCAUAUGGAAGCCAGAAACGAAGCCCUUGAGGAUGAAAGAGAACGACUGAAGAAGGAUAAUAGCGCUCUUCAAAAGGAAGUCUCGAGUCUGAAGAUUCAACUCGAUGCUUUGAAACACGAGAACAAUAAGCUUCAAAACGAGCUUACAUUGCUGCAGAAGAAGCUGCAAGCUCUGCAACAACAGCUUGCCAACGCAGAGGGCAAAAAAGGAAGAAAGGGCAAAGAAGGCAUCAGUGCAAAGAAGGUUGAAGAUCUGGAGUCAUCCUACCAGAGUGCCCUUCGCGAGAAAGAGGGUGCCAAAGGUGAUCUUUUUAUUCUAAAGCAAAAGGUCUCCAAGCUUGAGAGCGACCUCGCUGAAAAUGAGAGAGAGAAUGAGGCCUUGGAGCACAGCCUUGAGUGCCGAGACAAGAGAAUCUCCGAACUGGAGAACAGUCUCAAGAGUGCACAAGACAACCACAUGGCGGACAAAAACGAGAUGCUUCAAUGGCGUAAGAGAUGCGCUCAAGCCGAGCAGGAUCUUCAGGCAAGCAAGAACCAGCAGACUCGCCUUGAACAGCAAAAGGCAAACCUUGAACAGAAGAUCAAGCACCUUGAAGACGAUCUAGAGCAAGCAAACAAGAGGAUUGACGUCCUAGAGAAUGCUCUAGCCGACCAAGAUAGCGAGUCAAAGUAUGGGGAAUUCCUCGACCAAGAAAAUCGCAUCGCUGAGCUCGAGUCAUCGCUCAAAGCGGCACUAGAAGGGAAAGCUAAAGCAGAGGCGGAGUUGCAGAAAAACAAGAGCAAAAUCUGGGAUUUGGAGGAUGACGUUAAGAUGCUUGAGCUGAAGGUAGACCAACUGCAGAAAAUGCUUGCAGAGACGAACAAGUUGAAUGACAAACUAAAGAAAGACCUCAAUAAUUUAAAGAGAACCUCGUGGGACCAACGUAACAACUACAGCGUUGUAAAGAAAGAAUCAGACAUCCACAAGAACAAGGUAGAGAUGGCCGAGAAAGAGCGUGAUGAGUUGGAGAGCGAGCUUAACCGGCUGCGCAAGGAGCUGGCGGAUGUGCGCGCACAGAGAGAAAAGCUAAACGUGGAGAAGAACGAUCUAAAGGUGUCACUUCACAAAACAAAGAGCCAUCUUGCCGAAGAGGAGAUGGAAAAUGAGAAGCUUGUUAAAGAGAAUGAGAUUCUGAAGGUCGAGUUGGAGCAACUGAAGAAGGAAAUGAUGGCAUUGAAGGUAGAGAUGGAGAAUAUGCAGAUGGCGCCUGUGCAAGUCGCGACAGUCGAAGCCGUAGAAAGCAGUCCUUUUGACUUUGAUGAGCUGGAUGGGGCCAAGCGUGACCGAGACAAGUACCAGCUUGAGAAAGAAGAAGCCGAGAAGAGACUCCAAAGCUAUGAAGAUGAGCUUAAUGAGAAGCAGAAGCAGAAGGAGAAAGCGGAAGAUAACUUAAAGGCUCUGAAAAAGAGGAUCUCCGAUCUGGAAGUUGAUAAUAAGAACCUGGAGACUGCUCGCGACAACGCAGUCUACGAGCGAGAUAUUGCAAAUCAGAAGUUUGUAGAGCAGAGAACGGACAAUGAGGUCCUGAAGGAGGAGAAAGAGAAGCUUCUUAUGCAGUUGAAAGAUUUGCAGAACGAGGUAGCUCGUCUAGAGAACCAGCUCGAAGAUCUCAAGAAAAGGAAUGCUGAUUACGAGAAACUGCUGGCAAAAUCAGGCAACAAGGACGACCUUCUGGAAAAUCUGCGAAAGAGAAACAAACAACGUGAAAACGAGCUCCAGAAACAGAUCGCCGACCUACAGAGGAAGCUUAACGAGGCAGAAAGCAAGAUAAGAACUGCAGACGAGAAAGUACAAGAUGCCGAGAACGAGCGAGACGACAUGGAACAUCGCAACAAACAGCUACGCGACGACGUUGUCAACUUUCAGUCAAGAAUCACAGAGCUUGAGCACAAGAAGAAGAAAGCUGACGAAAAGAUUGAGGAACAGGAAGACGAGAUCCAUGAACUCUUGGACAAGCUUGGAGGUAUGUCUCAGACUGAUGGCGGUGAUUCGUCCGACUUGGAAUCGCAAAUCGAGCGUUUGAAGCGAAGCAAUGUCAGACUUGAAGAUCAGAACAAGCAGAAAGAUGCAGAGAUCAAUAGCCUGCGCGAACAGCUUGACGAGUACAGAAACAGGCUGGAAAAGGGAACCGGUGAUUUGGAGAUUCAUCUUAGAAAUAUCGGGGACAAGAGCGAAAUCUACCGCAAGGACGCGCUUGACAAAGGUAAUACCAUAGAAAAACUACGCGCCGAGAAGCUCCAAGAUGAAAUCGAGAUCGAGAAUUUGAAAGCGGAGCUGGAGUCUUUGAGAAAUGAGAACGCAGAGAACGAAAAAGAAAUCAGCCACCUCGAAGAGGAUGCAAACAAGCUUGGCGAGGACAAGAACGAGCUUGAGAACAAAAUAAUUGAGCUGACAAACCAAUACAAGCUCAAGCUCGCAGAACUCGAAAACGAAAACGAUCUCCGCAAUUCAAGAGUAAAGAACCUUGAGAACCUGUGCAAGAAGUACGAGAAACAGAUCCAGGAGCUCCGAGAGCACAAUGCAGUUGCCUUUGACCCAUCUUCGUCAACAACACUCAUCUUAGACGUGGACAAGCGCGGCAGAAAACCAAACCGCUACGUGUCCUACACAGAGAGCAUGAUGGAGCCCCAGAACCGCAGCCUUUACCGCCCCAAGAGCCAGGAAUUCAGCUUUGAGAAAAGCAAGACCGCACCCGUUAGCGAGAGGGUCCAGCCUUCCAAGUCUGACUCAGGGAGGGUAGAGUCGGCUCCAACUAGGAACGGGAACGCGAAGAUCGACGAUAGCAUUGAUGUCGAUGUGAGUGUCGGAGGUCGUGAACGGCCAAGGUCCGGCGGCAGGAGAAGAGUAGAUGAGAGCAUCGUAGCACCUUCGGUAGCCAGGCGUGACAAGUCGAGCCCUGACGAUGGCCCAAUGAGCAGCACCAGGAUCGACGAAGACGAGGCGCGUGCCAAGCGACGAGAGGCGCGCGAAGCACGACGGUCCCGUACACGCGAUAAGGAUGACGGGAAGGAGUCAUCACGUGAUAGAAGUAAGGAGGAGUGCAAGAACCAGUAAGCAGAAAAAUGAGUCUUCACUUUCGAACACUGAGAGACUAAGAGAAUGACUUCCCUCACAUCAAAACUAACACGUUCUACAAGAAUAUGACGCCUUUUCGUAUUAAAGCACGGGGGAAAUACCACGUGUUUAUCACGUGAUAACCUUCCUGUACCCUUAUUUUUUACAUAAAUAAUCAAGAACAAAAUCAAAAACGGAGAAAUACAAAUAAGUCGUACUUAGGAUAUACUCGACGCUUGCGACACAUUAAAAGUUAAGUAACCAUACUCAACCUAUGUGUAUAAGUUUAUCUGUAUAUCCUAAAACCAGCAUCUCCCGAACUAUCUGAGCCGAAUAUUUCUUAAACCCAGCGAGUUUUAAAGAAAGAGCUCGGGUUUUUUGGGGUUUUAGGAUGUAUAGAUAGCUUCACGCACACAUUAGCACAAGCACCAGCAUCUUGAUAACAUUUCAACAGUUUCGCCCCCUCCUAAUAGACGAAGGUCUUACCCCCUACCAAGCAAAGUUGCAUAGCACGCGAUAAUUGCCAAACUAAGCGGAAUGACAUUUGUAAUAACCUUCAGACAAAAUGGCCGCCAUCUGAUUUCCCUCUAAAGAAAGGACAAUAGCACAACGGCAACACAAGAAAAUCUUUAAAGAAGAAAAUCGUUACUAAACAAUGAAAUGGAGCAAAUGCUGAGGCUUUUAGCGGCAAAAGGACGUUUUUCUGUUGUUUUAAGUUUUUGUCUAAAAAUUUUCUUUCAAAAAAGGGAAAACAAAAUGGCGCCCAAUAGGUGCACACUCCCGUUUAACUUCUGAAAUGCUAAUGUGAACAAGGUGCUGUGAAAACACGUAAAAUUGCAAGGAGUCAACGAAUAUUAACAGUAAUGGGUUAUUGAACAAGAAUAAAUGACCUCGCCUGAGUGCCGGUGAUUACGUACCGCCUAGCGGACGGUAUUUUAUAAGAAUCGACCUAACUUACAACUAGGCUUGAUCACUGAUAGCCUCGUUAAGAAAACUUUAAUUAAGACCAUAGGGGACUGUAUUUUUUGCAUCCUUCAUCUUUUUCUAUAAAUUAGUUAACUGAAAGUCACUUGGAAUGAGCAGAUUUCCAGAACACGACGGUGAUAAAUUUGCUUACAAUCAAAUGUAAUUUAGAUAGUACUCACCAACCGUCAAUGCUAUAACUAAAUAAUGAUGUAUACUUAGUUGAUAAGACAUUAAGUCAUACAAAAAGUUAGCACUACAGAAAGAUGUAAUGUUAGGUUUUUCAUUUAUAUUAAAGGUAAUUGUAAUUCAACCGCCAUUGAUUAGCGCAUUUAAUAAAUACGAUUUUGGUUA